AUGAGCAUGUCGACUGGAGUAGUGCCGGCUCCGCUCUGCCAGGGCUUUCUGAAGAAACGGAAAGACAAAAUGAGGCUUCGGUGGGUGACUUACUGGUUCAGGCUUUACAAUACAACUCUCUUUUUCUACACUAAAAAACACGGGAGUGCUUUAGACCUCAGGGGCCAGUAUUACAUAUAUGAGGUUCAGUCUGUGCGGGAGGUCAGCAGAUCGGAGAACAAUCGCUAUCUGUUUGAGAUCACAAUGAAAAAUGGGAAGAAGAAAAUGCUGGCUGCAGAUACAGCUGAUGUCAGGCAGGAGUGGAUGGAGCAGCUGUGGAAAGCGAUGCUGCUGAAUGGCCCAGACAGAUCUGGAUCUCUCACCGAUGGGGAGCUGGUGCCAGAUAACAACCCUGAAAUUCGGUCUAGCCGGUGUGAAGAAUCAAAUAAUGAGACCAGCAGCACUUCAGUGAACAGCAUUGAUCAAGAGUCAUUCGAGUCCUUCGCUGUUGCUGAUGAGACACAAGACAGUUUGCACACAGGCAAUGAAAUGGAGCAAAGUACUGAGGAGUUUUUACUGACAGACUGUGACUACGAUGUUUUACCAUCUCGAAAACUUGCUGAAGAAGCCAUCUAUGACACUCCCCCUUCCAAAUGGUCAACCAAUUUGGGAGAACAUGAAGUGACUGAUAGCAUCUAUGAUUUCCCAAACCCUGUGAUUAGGAAAUUGACUGAACAUACAAUUGAAUCUCACAGCAGUAGUGAGAGGCCUGAGAGUGGUGGUCUUCUGAGUGACAUGAUAGCCUGUUUGGACAGUGAAUCUGCUGCCUGGGUCAAACCUGCUCCUCCGUGA
Molecule: messenger RNA, 831 nt
Organism: Sinocyclocheilus rhinocerous
Lineage: Eukaryota; Metazoa; Chordata; Actinopteri; Cypriniformes; Cyprinidae
Exons: 10
Coding region: 1-831 (276 amino acids)
Source: RefSeq, a predicted model, not a curated record